Messenger RNA from Naumovozyma castellii, 1587 nucleotides. RefSeq names its product Tos4p (gene TOS4). NCBI's taxonomy places the organism in Eukaryota, Fungi, Ascomycota, Saccharomycetes, Saccharomycetales, Saccharomycetaceae. The record is from RefSeq and is a predicted model, not a curated record. The transcript has a single exon. Bases 1 to 1587 code for a protein of 528 amino acids.
AUGUCUAACCAGUUCCCACCAUCAUCACCGGUGGCUUCCACAUCCUACACUCAUCCUUCUAAAUUUAAUAACUCUAUUGCCUCUGAUGAAACGACAAUGCAACAUGAUUCUAAUGCAUCUUCUCCAUUUAUGGAAAAGAAAUUGCAACAUUUAAAGGGAGCUAGAAGAGCACCAAAUGAAACACAAUACCCAUCUCCCUUUCCAUCAUCCAGUACAGGAAGAUCAUCCUCUCCUAUUAGAAACUCUACUGACAAAUUACCAACACAAUUGAAUCUACCAAUAUUAAACGACAGCAAAGAUGAGGAGGAAGAGCCAAAAUUGGAAGAUUAUCCCAUUUAUACAGCCCCAAAGACCGCUCCAAUCACCUUAGAAUUAGACCCCCGUAAUGAUGCUGAAAUGAUAAUGGGACGUCAAUCCAAUGCCUGUGAUUUACAAUUGCCCAAGAAAAAAUCCAUCUCGAGAAGACAUGCAUCCAUCUCAUAUAUCUCUAACAGAAAUCAAGUAAGACUGGAGUGUCUAGGUACUAACGGUCUCGUAGUUUUAUUACCUUUAAAAUUAUCAGGUCAUUUAAUUAAGAGGGUCCCUGAGAUGGCAGUUUAUGAAAUUUCCUCCUUAUUUGACAAGGAUGAAGUGGUAAGCUCCAAAGAAAAGGUCCUUUUAAAAGAUAAAGAAAUGACGUCUUUUGUCUUAUUGAAAGGUGAAACCAUAUUGAUGCCCUUUAUUAACGGUACUACUAUUGACUUUAGGGAUGCUGAAGUUGUCUUAUCUAUGAAACAGUUGAAGUAUUCUCAUACUGUGGACUCUUCCGAUGAUGAAGACGAUGAAAAACAAAAUCUAGAAACCCCAAUUCCAUCUGUUCCAAAAUCUGGAUUUAAAAUUGCUGAGUUACCACAACAUAAACAUAUCGUUUCACCUUUAGCCUCUAAAAUAACGCCACAAUCGUCAUUUAAUGUUGCAAUCCCAGCAACUCCCAAGAAGGUCCGUCACAAUUUAAUUAAACAUGAUGAACAAACACCAGUACCUGAAAACCGCACACCAGAGAUUAUAAAGACCACAAAGCGUUCACUUGAAACACUCAAUAUUAAAAACACAUCUAAGAAUGAUGCUGCUCAUCAUAUUCAACACCAGCACUCUAAACUUCAUCAAAUAUCGAGUACAGAGCCCAAAUUGAAGAAAAAAAAACUAUCACAAGAACCAGAAAUGACGAACGAGGAAAUUAUUGAAUCCUUGAAUGAGAGAAAAAUAGAUUACAAGUCAUUGCAACAUGUCUUAACUAACCAUCUAGCCUUUUCGAAUGUUCAGCAAACGCCUUUGUCUCAAUUACAAGAAGUAAAUUCUAAGCUUGGAGAACUAACAAAAAAUGAAUUACGUGCAAUCUUAUCUCAAGUGAAAUGUAUUGGUGUCAUUUAUCGUCAAGGUAAAGAUGCCGCCGGUAAACCUCUAGAUGAAGAGUAUUACUAUGAUUUGGAAAAUGAUGCUGACGCGGAUAGAAGAAACUUGGUGACAUCUUUGAAAGGUGGUAGAACUGGUUUGAGAUCAUGCAGAAGAACACACAAACAAUAUUUCUGGAAAAAACCAGCCAAAUAG